AUGAGCACCCCUAAGCUCACGGCUGCGCUGAAGGAGUCUUCGAUUUUACAGCAGCGCAUCACUGACACACUGUCAUCAAGAUUGCGGCAAGAGCAAUGUGUUGGUACAACCAUACCAGCCAAGAAUUUUGGUGUUCAAGGUGCUCAGUCGUUCGUUGGGGCUCCUUUAAUUUCCGAGGAACUUGUAUCUGAUAAUCCAUUUUUGGCAUCUGGAGAAGCGUUCCCCAGGCGCACCGUCACUUCAGCUAGCUACGCUGCGAUUCCAUUUUUCCCCCAACUCAAUCAGUUUGGAGGCGGCAGGAGCAGAGCUAGAGUGCCCUCGCCCGUUAAUUCUCCUCAUCUUUUGCCUGUCUGGCCUUUUCCCAGCGCGGACAGGCACGCGCGUGUCUGCCCUUCGCGGGAGGAUUGGCCACGGACUUGUGCGUCUAUUGAUUCACUUCAGCGUUGGUAUUGCGUGCGUGCGUACGCAUGUGCGCGUCCACGCCUAUCAGUUCAGCGUGUGUCCGUAGGACGGACUAAGUUUGUCCCUACCACCCUCCGGUUCUGUGGUGAACUUCUGCCUUCGGUGGCAUCUGACGUUUGUCGGCAUAGGUUGACGGACGAAAUUCUGUCCCGUUCAGCUGUGAGUCAACGGGCAGCAACACUGGUGACGAUAACCAGUCCCCAUGGAGGCACUACAACUGGUGCUGUGGUAGGCACGCUAGGGCCACCACCAUCUCAAGUCACUCCCAUUGCUCCCGUCUCCACCGCACAACCAGUCAUCAUGCCUCUGCAGACCACCCCUCGGCCCUCUGAUCCCUCUGCCUUACAACCACCGCCGACGUCCUCAAAACCUGACGGCUCGUGCGAUCCCUGUCCUCCGCUCAUAACCACGACCGCUGGUGCCGUUUCCUCUAAUUCCGCUUGCGCUCCCAAUGGCCACAUUCUUACUGCUGCUGGCCUCGAAUGCGUGGAUAUGAAACCGGACCCGGUGGCAUGUUUGGCUCGAGUGGGUGUCGAUGAACCUCCCGCCAUCUUCGGCGCUCCUUCCACCACCACCACCACCGUAGCCGCGGAUUUCGGUGCUUCUGCCAACACCCCACUCAAUUUCCUCUCUGCCACAGCCGCUGCAGCUCCCACUGAGCCCCUGCCCUCCUCACCACCCGCCUCCACAACAACGUCCACUGAUAACAUCGUUGUCCCCAUCUCCGCUGCUCCUAUCGCUGCUACCUCCGCCACGACGACAGCUGUAGUGGCAGCGACACCGGCAGCUGUGGUGGUAAUGAAGGCAACCUCGGGGAAUGAGGGUGAUAGCGGUAGUGGUAGUGGUGGUGGGACUGCUGGCAGCGGCCCCUAUCAGUGCAUGCAUUGCGGCAAGGAGUUUAGGGUGUUGCGCUACUUGGAGAAGCACAAGCGGAUUCACACGGGGGAGAAGCCCUAUCAGUGCUGCUUCUGUGGUCGCCUCUUCAAUGACUGGCCUAAUAUGAAUCGCCAUAAACGCAUCCAUACUGGUGAGCGUCCGUACAGGUGCUCGGUGUGCACAAAGACCUUUUCUCAGCCUGCUGUCUACAACGAACACGUGAAGCGGCACACGGGGGAGCGACCCUACGUGUGUACGGUGUGCUCCAAGGGCUUCCCUCGCGCAGCCCGUCUCGUCGUCCACAUGCGCGUGCACACCGGUGAGAAGCCUUACCGCUGCCACGUCUGCGAUCGUCGCUUCAGCCAGCCUCACCACCUCUCUACUCACAUUCGCAUUCACUCCGAGGACCGUCCCUUCCGCUUUUCGCUUCGCGACAGCACGGCGAGUGGUUCAGCGAAUUCGCGACGCCAUCGGAGACAGGCGAAUCACACGACUGAUCCCAUUACUCCUGCCACCGCUGAUGCUACUGCGACCCUCUCCCAGGGAACUCGAGUCAAGCAUCUUAGUAAUCCCACUGCCACUGAAGCAUCACCAACAGGUGGCCAGAGGAAAGUUCUUGCUGUGGAUGCAGGAGGAAGCGUUGGAACCGAGGAGAGUAGCGGUGUUUGCUCUGGCGAAUCAGCCCUCCAUCCUGAAUCAAGCGAGUCUCUCCUCUCUCAAGACGGUGAACUUCAGGCAUCGACGAGCUCAUCAGUGGAGACGUCCCGCGAUGCUGGGGGAGGGGAGGGGGUAGGCCUAACGAGUUCAACACCCCUUUCAACGUCUGGUGUCGCUGUAGCAUCGCCGGGCAGCACGGAGGCCACCAGGGCCACUGCCACUUCAAAUCCUGCUGUUGCUUCAGCUGCUGCAGGUCUCACCGUCUCCGAAGACUUUUGUUCUCAACCCCCGCCAUCCAUUUUUGAUGCGAAUGGAACCAUCUAUAUCAGUACGGUGGACGGGACCGCAGCGAUUUCCGGCGGCGUGACUACAGCCCUUGUGCCAGCAACUACAACAAUCACCUCCACUCUACCGCAAAUCCAGAUCCAUCCACAGCCACAGCCGGCAGCGGCAGCCUUUGCUACCACGGCUGCUGCCUUUUCUGGCGAUCCCCACCACUUGCAGCCUCAAGGUCCCAUCCAGAUCUGCUACUCCACCUCCCCCGCUGCUACCGCCAGUCCCAGCACCACCGACCCCACGACAAUCAUUCUGCCCUCCUCCUCCGAGUCCCAGUUGUUCGGUCCGAUGCUGGUGCCCAUCGGCACUGCGUCGACUCCCACACCUCUCUCCCCUCCGCAAUCACUCACUCCCGCCUUCCCCUACGCCACCACUGCCACCGCUGCCGCUGUCAACCCCCCCGCCGCAUUCCAGACGACACAUACACUGCCCUCACAGGCAGUGGUAACCAAGUCUGAGGCCGUGACCUCUUCAAAUGCUUCGAUGGAGGCCUCCUCCAUUGCUGCUGAUGUGUAG
Molecule: messenger RNA, 2847 nt
Organism: Echinococcus granulosus
Lineage: Eukaryota; Metazoa; Platyhelminthes; Cestoda; Cyclophyllidea; Taeniidae
Product: Zinc finger protein 454
Exons: 9
Coding region: 1-2847 (948 amino acids)
Cellular component (GO): nucleus
Source: RefSeq, a predicted model, not a curated record